Messenger RNA from Baudoinia panamericana UAMH 10762, 618 nucleotides. RefSeq lists its product as uncharacterized. The annotation marks the transcript as partial. The transcript has a single exon. NCBI's taxonomy places the organism in Eukaryota, Fungi, Ascomycota, Dothideomycetes, Mycosphaerellales, Teratosphaeriaceae. The record is from RefSeq and is a predicted model, not a curated record.
AGCGGUGUGCAGUGGAGGUACUGUCGGCUUGGACUGGCAAUGCUGGACGAGUGCGAGCGGGAGCAUUGCUCGCUCACUCAAGAUGCGGAGUUCAACCGGAAACUUUAUCUCGAUAGCAUCGGAUACCUUCUCCGUGGCCUGCCGCUGGACCUUACUGAGCAUGAGACCGCCAUGUUACGUGCCGCAUUUCAUGCGUCAGUGAAAUCUGUCAGUGCGAUCAGUGCUCCAGACCAUGAUUCUGCGGUCUCCGGCUGUAGGCUACGAGAUCCGCAUGGCCCGUCUCCAGCACAGUCGGUGCUGCAGAAGGCAGUCGCGGGAUCAGUACUCUUCGCCUUCUUCGCCAUAGACUUCUUGCUUCCUUAUGCGCAAUCUCUCGCUCAAGGCGCGUAUUGUUGGGAGCGGAGGUACAAGCUCAGCGAUCGGCUUUUCGCUCAUAGCAUGGUCACGGCUGAGGUUGUGUGGAAGUUGAUGAUAGUACUCAUUGGCAGCGUCUGUACAAUGCAGGCUGGCGAAGUGGGCCGGAUAUUGAAGGCCGUCGCCAUAUGGUGGGUUGAAGGCUUGACGGCUGGUCUUCAGGAAGGCGUGAUGGAAGGGAUGCAACUAAUGGGUGCUAGAGCU